UAACUAUUCUUCCUCUUGCCCCCUUUCAACGGCGGCUUUUUAUUUGCUUUAAGCAAAACACGUUGUUUAUAAAAAUUAUAACAUAGACAAGCGAUCAUGGCCACUGAGGCGGCCACCCCCCGGAUCCAACUGGGCGACUACAUCGUCAUCCAGCGGCAGAAGUACACGAAGCUGCAGAAAUUUGGCAGUCUGGACACCACAGCAACUUUGGGCAAAGAGACUCUGGAGCUAAAGGCGCUUUUGGAACAGCCCUACGGCUCCACGUUCAAGAUGUGCGUCAAGGAGACAAAGCCCGGCAAGAGGGGAGCCCAGAGGCAGCACACCCUUGAACUGUGCAGCGAAACGGAGCUGAGAAGCACGCGGGAGGUUUUGGGAAUCUCCAGCAGUGGGGCGGACAACCGAGACAUCUGCGACGAUGGUGAAGCGCAGACCCUAAAGCCCGAAGACAUCGCACAACUGCGUGAGGCGUGCAACGACUCCAGCAAGAUCAUAGAGAAACUGGUGGAGAACUCGAAGACCUUCCACAACCGCACCGAAUACUCCCAAGAGAAGUACCUGCUAAAGAAAGAGAAAAAGUACUUUGAGUUCGUGCAGAUCCGCCAGCCGACAAUCCGGCUGAUGCUGGACAUCUUCUACCGCCAAGACUCGGAAAAGGUCAUGGGAAUUCGUGUUGACACACUGUCACAGAUCAUAUCCUACUCGGGAGUCUGCGGGUUCGGUAACUACCUGCUCUACGAGAGCGGCACCAACGGUCUGCUGCCAGCGGCCAUGCUCAAUUCAAUAGGGGCAGACACGGAGGGUACCCUAGUGCACAUGCAUCCGGGCAAUGUGCCCCAGAAGCAGGCACUUCUGGCCCUGAAACUGCCUCUGGAACAGCAGCAGCGGUGUGUGUCCGUGAACCUAUACUCCGUUUUGAGGGAGUUCUACCAAGGAAGCGAGGCGAAGGCAACAGAUCUUCCAGUUAUGGAAACCAGCCAAGAGGAACAGGAAACCCAGCCGGAGACCCCAACAGAAGAACAGACGGAUGCGAUCGAACCGAUCACAAAAAAGCCCAAGCUUGAAGAGGCGAAGAAUGGCAGAGAAGGAGCCAAAGUACCUCCCCGCUGGCAUUUGGAGAACAAGCGGGCCACAGCUCUUAUGCACGCUGAAUUUGACAGUCUGGUAGUGGCCGCCAAGGAGCACCCGUCUAGCAUUCUACAGGCCUUGCUUCCCCUGGUCAAACCCUCACGACCCGUGGUGGUAUUUAGUACGUGCAAGGAGUUACUGCAGGAAACGUACAUGGAGUUGAAGGGCACCGGCAAAGUGACGGGUCUGCACUUGACCUCCAACUGGCUACGCACCUACCAGAUCCUGCCUAACCGCACACAUCCCGAGGUGAACAUGAGCGGAAACAGUGGAUACCUUCUGACGGGCUAUACGCUAAGAUAGUUGUGCGACUCCCAAAUAUAUGUAAGCCUUUGUUUUGAUAAUA
Messenger RNA from Drosophila ficusphila, 1471 nucleotides. RefSeq names its product tRNA (adenine(58)-N(1))-methyltransferase non-catalytic subunit TRM6 (gene Trmt6). The coding region runs from base 97 to 1428 and encodes 443 amino acids. Gene Ontology annotation, cellular component: nucleus; tRNA (m1A) methyltransferase complex. The record is from RefSeq and is a predicted model, not a curated record. Lineage: Eukaryota; Metazoa; Arthropoda; Insecta; Diptera; Drosophilidae. The transcript has 2 exons. Gene Ontology annotation, biological process: tRNA methylation.